This is a messenger RNA of Anopheles arabiensis, 1392 nucleotides long. RefSeq names its product protein max (gene Max). The coding region runs from base 297 to 878 and encodes 193 amino acids. Gene Ontology annotation, cellular component: RNA polymerase II transcription regulator complex. Gene Ontology annotation, molecular function: protein dimerization activity; DNA-binding transcription factor activity. Gene Ontology annotation, biological process: positive regulation of transcription by RNA polymerase II. Lineage: Eukaryota; Metazoa; Arthropoda; Insecta; Diptera; Culicidae. The transcript has 6 exons. The record is from RefSeq and is a predicted model, not a curated record.
UAAAAUUUCCUGUCGUACGUGACAGCUCUGCAUCUCCUGGAGGUAAACAUCGUGCUCUCGAAGGAAUAUUGCCGAGCCAUUUUCGUGUGUCCUUGUUGCCACCGUUUUCGCCAAUAGAAAAGGAUCAUUUGGCUGCGUGCACAUUCCCCCCGCCGGAAACAGUGACCCGGAGUGUUCGUUGAUCGUAAGUGAGCCACUUGUGCCACAGCGAGGUUGGAACAGUUUUCCAAACCCCGAAGCACACAGCUCGAAGCAUCCCGCCCUUGAGAAGCAUCGUAGACAGUAACAGCCCGUGGAUGCGCUUGCACGAGGAUAACCAAGGACGGAAGCCAAGCACCGCCGAGUGGUACGAUAUGAGCGACGAUGAUCGGGACAUUGACAUAGAGAGCGAUGAUGGUGAUGAUUCGGACAACACCAAAUCCCAAUCGCGUUCCGGCGCUGGGAGCCAUCUUUACUCACAGGUAGCCGAAAAGCGCGCUCACCACAAUGCCCUUGAGCGGAAGAGGCGCGAUCACAUCAAGGACAGUUUCACCUCACUGCGCGACUCCGUACCGUCGCUGCAGGGCGAGAAGGCCAGCCGCGCCCAGAUACUGAAGAAAGCGGCCGAAUACAUCCAGUUCAUGCGACGGAAGAACAACUCACAUCAGCAAGACAUUGACGAUCUGCGGCGGCAAAACAAUAUGCUCGAAUCGCAAAUCCGCCACCUGGAGCAGGCACGGGCGUCCGGCAACUUCGUCGACGGUGCUGAUCUUGGGCUUGCGUUCCAGGACGGGUCGCGCGGUUCCGACAGCUCCGACAUUGACGAGGUUCCUACCAACAACAACAACGGGCUCGGUGCGCGGCGAAACAAGAAGAUGAAAACGAAUGCGAACUACUAGAGAGAGAAAGAGAGAGAGAGAGACCGUCUGGCCACAGUGGGCGGAAUUUGGUAACAUUUUUUUUCUUAUGGUUUCUUUUCUUUUGUUCGUUUUUUUUGCUAAGUAACGGCACAAUCAUCGGCGUUACUUCGCGUACGUGGUAGCUUGUAGAGUUGGCUUUAAGGUUACAUUUACAUAUUAUUUUAGCUCUCGAAACAGCUCGAUUUGCGCUUCCGUACAGUUCUGUUUCCGUACAAAGAUCCUAACGAAUUGAAACCUUUUUCUUUCAUUGAUGUAAAUUAAUUAUUUGUUCAUAAUACCGGGAACAAUCUGGUAAACACACCACACCACGGAACAACAUUUGCAAAUUUGAUGACUGUAUGCAUGAAAAACACAAUGGGUUACGCUUGAGUUAUGGCAGUCGAAGAAAAACAAAAACAUAUAUAAUAUUAAAUUGUAGGAAAAGUGUCAUUAUUGUGCAUAAUCGAGAGAAGAGAUACAAUAAAACUAUACUUAGCAUUUCAAUAAAACAUGA